Messenger RNA from Podospora anserina S mat+, 660 nucleotides. RefSeq lists its product as uncharacterized. Gene Ontology annotation, cellular component: nucleus; cytoplasm. Gene Ontology annotation, biological process: cell division; signal transduction; positive regulation of protein phosphorylation. Gene Ontology annotation, molecular function: protein kinase activator activity. The record is from RefSeq and is a predicted model, not a curated record. The transcript is spliced from 4 exons. Lineage: Eukaryota; Fungi; Ascomycota; Sordariomycetes; Sordariales; Podosporaceae. Bases 1 to 660 code for a protein of 219 amino acids.
AUGAGUAACUUCUUGACGACAGUUAACCAACGGACGAGGAAUCAGUUCAGGCCUCGCGCUGGCGGCAAAGGCGGUGCCACCAGCUACCAACUUCGUCAAUAUGCCGAGGCGACCCUUGGCGGGGGGAGUCUUCGCAAGGUGGUGAAGCUUCCUGAGGGCGAGGAUGAGAAUGAGUGGUUGGCCGUCAACAUGGUCGAUUUCUACAAUCAGAUCAACCUGCUAUAUGGUGCCAUCACCGAGUUCUGCUCUCCUCAGUCAUGUCCCGAGAUGAAGGCCACGGAUGAGUUUGAGUACUUGUGGCAAGACUCGGAGAACUACAAGCGACCAACGAAGAUGCCAGCGCCGGCCUACAUUGAGCAGCUCAUGACUUGGGUUCAGAGCAAUAUUGACAAUGAGUCUGUGCUUCCCAGCCGUAUCGGCGUUCCAUUCCCCAAGUCUUUCCCAGCUCUUGUGCGCCAAAUCUUCAAGCGCAUGUACCGUGUCUACGCGCACAUCUACUGCCACCAUUACCCAGUCAUCCGAGAGCUCGGCCUGGAACCCCACCUGAACACCAGCUUCAAGCAGUACGUCCUCUUCAUUGAUGAGCACAACUUGGCCAGCGGGAAGGACUUUUGGGGUCCUUUGGGGGAUCUGGUGGACAGCAUGUUGCGUAGUGACUAG